GUCGCUGUACUGAGGAAGAAAGGGGGAGACGGGCAGCACACACUGAAACGCUUUCACACAAAUAUGAGCGGCAGCGGGCGGGCCAGGACCAGCUCAUUCGCCGAGCCUCCCGGAGCUCCCGGAUCCGCCGCGGCCGGUGCCGGAUCUGCGGUAGCCGGCGGAAGCUCGACAGGAAAAACUGGGGCUUCGCAAGCCAGUGGAAGCAGCUCGACGAGCUUUGGAAAUCUGAAAUUACCAAGAGACAGCGGUAAAGUGACGACGGUGGUCGCCACGCCCGGCCAGGGUCCCGAUCGCCCUCAGGAAGUGUCCUACACAGACAUAAAGGUUAUAGGAAAUGGCUCCUUUGGGGUGGUCUACCAGGCUCGCCUCAUCGACAGCCAGGAGAUGGUGGCAAUUAAGAAAGUCCUCCAAGACAAGAGGUUUAAGAAUAGGGAGCUGCAAAUUAUGAGGAAAUUGGACCACUGCAACAUUGUGAGGCUACGUUACUUCUUCUACUCCAGUGGAGAGAAGAAAGACGAAGUGUAUUUGAAUCUGGUGUUGGAUUUUGUCCCGGAGACAGUGUACAGGGUGGCUCGGCACUUCAACAAGGCCAAGACCACCAUCCCCAUCAUCUACGUCAAGGUGUACAUGUACCAGCUGUUCCGCAGUCUGGCUUAUAUCCAUUCCCAGGGCGUGUGUCACAGAGACAUCAAGCCUCAGAACCUCCUGGUGGACCCAGAGUCGGCCAUCCUCAAACUCUGCGACUUUGGCAGUGCGAAGCAGCUAGUUCGGGGGGAGCCCAACGUGUCCUAUAUCUGCUCGCGGUACUACCGUGCCCCGGAGCUCAUAUUUGGCGCCACCGACUACACGUCCAACAUCGACAUCUGGUCAGCCGGGUGCGUCCUGGCCGAGCUGCUGCUGGGCCAGCCCAUCUUCCCCGGGGACAGCGGCGUCGACCAGCUAGUAGAGAUCAUCAAGGUUUUGGGGACACCAACGAGGGAGCAGAUCCGGGAGAUGAACCCGAACUACACAGAGUUCAAAUUUCCACAGAUCAAAGCACACCCUUGGACAAAGGUGUUUAAGCCCCGCACCCCACCGGAGGCCAUCGCCCUCUGCUCUCGACUGCUGGAAUACACUCCGGUCACCAGGCUGUCGCCGCUGGAGGCGUGCGCGCACGCCUUCUUCGACGAGCUCCGCCAGCCCAACACCCGUCUGCCCAGCGGGCGAGAACUGCCGCUCCUCUUCAAUUUCAGUCCCGUCGAGCUGUCCAUCCAGCCCCAGUUGAACUCCACGCUCAUUCCUCCUCAUGCCCGUGCACAGACAUCGCCUGCCUCACAUGAGGGCGGCGUGUCAGACAGUACCGCCCAGCCCAACUCAGCACCUGGAUCCAUCAGCAACAGCACCUGAGCGUCCAUCCCUCCGUCACCGUUUCAGUUUCGUUCUCCCGGUUUUUCCAUUUCUCUCCUCUCUGCUCCUCUUCCCUCUCAACCAUCCUCCCGGCUCCAAACCCUUAAAAUAGAAAGAGAAAAUUACCUGACACCCCCCCCCCACACACACACACAUACACACACAGGCACGAAGACACAGCAUCGCAGUUUCCCCUGAAUGUAAUCCACUUUUUCUAAAAAGGAGAAGCAACCCCGCCGCUGCCCGACUCCGGAGGCCGCCGGUUGCUUUAAGGACAUUUAGGUUGCUGUGUUUGGGUUGAUUAUAAGCAGCAGUUUUCAGUCCGCGGCGGUCCCAGAUCGUCUGGAACAGAUUAUAAAGAGAAGAGGAACGUGAUACAUGUAAUGUGGAUUUUUUUUUUUUUUUCUGUUGUAUAAGAAUAUAAGACUUUUAUCCUUUUUAAGUUUGUUUUUAUUUUGCAUCAGCUGUUUUUAACGCGUGGCCCGCGGCGCCGUCGAUCGGGCUCCCGAUUGGCUGUGGAGUGGAGACGAAGGACACUCUGUGUAAAAAAAAAAAGGCCAGAUUGAAAAUGACAAUCAACCUCAGUAGAGUCCAAAAAAAGAGAGAGGGGAAAAAAAAAAAAAAAGAAAUAGGGGUGCACUUGUACUG
Molecule: messenger RNA, 2034 nt
Organism: Salarias fasciatus (jewelled blenny)
Lineage: Eukaryota; Metazoa; Chordata; Actinopteri; Blenniiformes; Blenniidae
Gene: gsk3ab
Product: glycogen synthase kinase 3 alpha b
Exons: 11
Coding region: 64-1386 (440 amino acids)
Biological process (GO): peptidyl-threonine phosphorylation; insulin receptor signaling pathway; negative regulation of canonical Wnt signaling pathway
Cellular component (GO): axon; cytoplasm; cytosol
Molecular function (GO): ATP binding; protein serine/threonine kinase activity
Source: RefSeq, a predicted model, not a curated record